GACCCGCGAGUGUCCGACUGGCCGUUGAUGCAGUCUCCCUGGCCAACGGUGGGGAUAUGCCUGUCCUAUGUAUAUUUGGUCAAAUACCUGGGUCCGACCCUCAUGAAGGACAGGCCCGCUUAUAACAUUCGUUUUCUAAUGGUUUUCUACAACUUCGCGAUGGUUUUCAUCAGUCUUUAUAUGUUCGUCAAACUCGGGAUUUACGGCUGGUUUGGUAAAUACAACUAUAAGUGCCAACCGGUCGACUACUCCAACUCAGUCGAGGCCAGAGGCAUGGCGUACCUGAGCUGGUGGUACUACAUCUCAAAGUUCUUAGAGUUUUCUGAUACCAUAUUCUUCGUGUUGCGCAAGAAGUUCACACACGUGUCCACACUUCACGUCAUCCAUCACGGAGUUAUGCCUAUGAGUGUCUGGUGGGGCGUGAAGUUCACACCGGGAGGACACAGCACUUUCUUUGCCUUCGUCAACAGUUUCGUUCACAUUAUUAUGUAUAUCUAUUAUGCAUUGUCUGCGAUCGGACCACAAAUGAAUAGGUAUUUGUGGUGGAAGAAGUACAUGACAACAUUUCAAAUGGUCCAAUUUGUCUUAAUAUUCGUGCACUCGUUUCAACUACUGUUCCGUGAAUGCAAUUAUCCGCGGGGUUUCAUGUGGUGGAUAGGCUUUCACGCCGUCUUAUUCUGGUUCCUAUUUUGGGACUUUUAUAAAAACGCCUACAAAUGCAAGUCCAGUGGCAAAGGCGGUCCAAAGCCGUCGCUGGCCUCCAUGUGCUCUCUAGACUACGAACAAGUGUCGAACGGACACCAGAAGAAUGGCACGAUUGUCAACAACGGAACCAAUAAAACCAAUUACUCCAAUGGUAUCCAUAAAACGCAUAAAAAUGGUAUCAAAUUCAAAGACCUCUGAUUAUCACACAACACAAACAAAUCUAUUAUUUAAUUGAAGUUUAAAUUGUAUUAUUAUUAACAUAUUCUCUCCUUUUGUUUUCUUGUAUUAAUAUUUUUUAUUCCAAAAGUUAUGCCAUUAUUCUCGCAUUUGAUUUGUUUCUCGUAUUUUAAAAACACAUUUAUAUAUAACUAAAAACGAAAAAUAUAACUGAUCUUAAAUACACUAAAAAAGGAUAUUAUUAUAAAUUAUGAAACGAAAUGAAAUUAUAGUUUGGAAGCUGUGAGGCAUCGGUUGUCAUAAGAAAAUCUCAUUUAUAAUUAUUAUUAUUACUCUAUUUAGUUUUUUUUAUAGUAAUGUGUUAAUAUUU
Messenger RNA from Oppiella nova, 1252 nucleotides. Lineage: Eukaryota; Metazoa; Arthropoda; Arachnida; Sarcoptiformes; Oppiidae. The record is from the annotation of a GenBank genome assembly.